GGCUGAGCCGUGUCGUCUGUACCUCUCAGUCUCUCAUGUUAACUAAUAGCCACGAAAAAAAUAUUUGCAUCAUCUAUUUACCAGAUGACAUAACCCAACCGUAACUGACCUUUACUAGACAUAAAAAAUUAUAUUAUUUUACUUUUUAUCUUCUACAUUAAUAAUAAUUGACCCAUGAAUGGCUUAACGUUUCCCUUUCUGGUAAUAUAUCAACAUUAGUUAUGCAUCAGCCGUCCAUGUCGGUCUUUAGAGAUGUGACUUCAGUUUAAUAAAAUUAUUUAUGUUCUAGAAAAAUAAGUCGCAGGGUGAGGAGUGAUGCAGUACACCUCUUGGACAUACCACUAAUAAAAAGAGAAUGUGUGGCAUCUGCUUCAUUUGUGGUUUCUUAGUCCCUCCACUUCACUUGGAGAAUCAGAUUCGUUCAUAUUACACUCUUCUUAACCAUCGAGGACCUGAUGCACAUGAGAAGAAGACACUUUCUGUUAAUGAUGAGGUAAAUGCAUUGUUCGAAGGCUGUGUACUCUGGUUGCAGGGACGUAAGCCUACAUCACAACCACUCAUAGACCAGAAUGGAAAUAUCUUGCUUUGGAAUGGAGACAUCUUAGCGGGUUUUGAGAUUCCAAGAGAUCAAAGUGACACAGAAUAUUUAUCUGAUGAGUUGGCAACUAAAGAAGAGAGAGAGAUUUUGUCCUUCCUGGGUGUUAUAAAGGGACCCUGGUCACUUAUUUACUUCCAGAAAAAAACAAAGAGACUCUACUUUGGCAGGGACAUAUUUGGCAGGCACAGUUUGUUGUGGCAACUUCCCUCUGAAGCUUUUUUAAUGUUCAUGAUAUCAUCGGUGUGCAGGCAAAAUGAAUGUGUCAAGGAAAUCCCAGCUCUUGGACUUUUUUAUAUAGAUUUUUUUGAAACAAAUUUAAAAGUUCAGUUUACAGUCCAUUUGAUACCUUGGUCACAUGCUGCUGAAGAAAGUCUCAUGUGUUUGGAUCCUGUAAUAAAAGUCAAGGAGCACAAGAUAAUUUCAUGCAUUCGAAAUACCUUAGAUAUGUGCAUUCCCUCAGAUACCAUUCUGGAAGAUAUCAAGUCUCUGCCAAGUACAUUAGAUGGAGAAAACACAAAGAUACUUCAUUUAGCUUUUAAAAGUGACAUUGAAAACCUGUUAAAAGUUUUAACAAAUUCAAUUCAAAGGAGAGUUGACAAAAGUCCACUUAAAUGUCGUAACUGUACAGAUUCACAGGUAAGGUGUGAUCACUCAAGAAUUGCUGUACUGUUUUCUGGUGGCCUAGAUUCUGCUAUGAUUGCACUUCUCCUAGAUUCAUGCUUGAUGGAAUCAGAAAGUGUAGAUUUGCUGAAUGUGGCAUUUUUACAGAGAGUUUCCCAAAGUAAUGAAGUUAAAAAGAAAUGUAAGGUAAAGAAUUCUUCAGUUUCUGGAAAUAAUCCCAUUAUGAACUAUGAGGUACCUGACAGAAUCUCUGGAAGGCAGUGUUGGCAGCAAUUACAAGAAAUAAGACCACUAAGAAAAUGGAACUUUGUGGAGAUUAAUGUAAAAAGUGAUGAACUAGCACAGGGAAGACAGUCAAAUAUUAGUCACUUGGUUGCUCCACAAACAUCAGUCUUGGAUGACAGUAUUGGAUGUGCUCUUUGGUUUGCAGGACGACAGGGGUCCCCUUGUGGGAAAUCUGAAAAAUUCCAAAAACCGAAAUGCAUCUGGUCCCAAGGAUUUCGGAUAAGGGAUUGUCAACCUGUACUGUAUAUCUUUAUCUCUGCUUUACAAAAUAUUUUGUAUUGCCAUACAAAGGUUCUCUUGUGUGGUAUGGGUGCAGAUGAACAACUUGGUGGAUAUUCUCGUCACCGUGGUCGCUUCUUAGCAGGUGGUUGGUCAGCCCUUUUGGAAGAAAUCAAUAUGGAGAUCUCACGAAUCCACACUAGAAAUCUUGGCAGAGAUAAUCGCAUUUUGGCAGAUCAUGGACGUGCUCCAAGGUUUCCGUACUUGGAUGAAGAUGUUGUGUCAACACUAAACUCUCUCCCAAUUUGGAUAAAGGCCAACUUGCAGUUACCACGUGGAGUAGGGGAGAAGUUUAUACUGCGUGUGGCAGCUGCUCACCUUGGUCUGUCCUCUGCUGCCGGUUUACCAAAAAGAGCUAUUCAGUUUGGUUCUAGAAUAGCAAAACUUGAAAAUUCCAAAGAGAAAGGGUCAGAUUCCUGUGAGAGGUUAAUGCAGAAAUAACAUCAGUUGCUAAAAUGUACAGUACACUUGGUAAAAAAGUAUGAUUCAGAAGGAGUCCAAUGAAUUUAGAAGUGAAGGGUUGGUAGGCAUGAUUGUGAGACAUUUCCUACCUAUUAUGGUUGGCCUAAAAUUUAGUUAUUUCAUUCAAAAUAUAAAACUAGUUUGUUGCAAUAUGAUUGGUGAAUAACAGUAUGCCUCACAGAGCCUUUAUCAAAAACCUUUGUUCCUGGUGUCAUUUUGUUUUGCACAAGAAUUGUAAAGAUACUUUAUUUUUUUACCGAGUGUUCAUUCAAACUUCUGUGAUCAGACCAUCCUGACUGAGGUCAGGUGGUUGAGAGAUGGUGUAAACACACAAAACCACUCUACAACCAAAUACACUUCAUUUAAAAAAAAAUCAAGGUAAUGAUGUGAAUUAGAUUUUAAUUACAGUACAUGAUAAUUAGCAUAACUGAAUUAUAUUUAGUGUGUUUAUGAAAUCUAUUGGGCAGAUUCUCCUAUAACACUUGCAGUGACAGUGCCUCUGCCAGCAUGUGUGGCCCCAGAUGUAAACUUGACCUGCCACCUGCAGCAUUGUACUGCAGUAAAUUGUCUAAGUCCUUGUAAAAAAAAAUGUCCUAUAUUGCGAGAUAAAAAUAAAAUUGGUCUUUUCAUAAGCCGGAAGUGCUGUGCACCAAUUGUUUUGGCUAAUGGAGAUAUCACUAUAUUAAAAUGAUUAUAACUAUGUUUGGUUUCUAGACCUCAGUAACGCAAACAUGUGUUCACAUUUACCCUCCUAAAUUUACCACAAAUAAUAAUAGCAAAUUA
Messenger RNA from Homarus americanus (American lobster), 3028 nucleotides. RefSeq names its product asparagine synthetase domain-containing protein 1-like. The record is from RefSeq and is a predicted model, not a curated record. Gene Ontology annotation, molecular function: asparagine synthase (glutamine-hydrolyzing) activity. Bases 356 to 2224 code for a protein of 622 amino acids. NCBI's taxonomy places the organism in Eukaryota, Metazoa, Arthropoda, Malacostraca, Decapoda, Nephropidae. The transcript has 8 exons.